Leptosomus discolor (cuckoo roller) is the source of this 339-nucleotide messenger RNA. The record is from RefSeq and is a predicted model, not a curated record. Lineage: Eukaryota; Metazoa; Chordata; Aves; Leptosomiformes; Leptosomidae.
CCCAUGGGUCCUCUCAGCAGCAACCUGCCCCUGGAGACGUGGCUCAGCCCACCUGUGCCCAGCAGCACGGCCCUGCAGACCCUGCCUGGCUUCGUAGCCUCGCCACAGAGCCUGCCUGGCAGCUACACGCCACCACCCUUCCUGAACUCUCCGGCAGUGACCCAUGCGCUUCAGCCCCUGGGGGCCAUGGGGCCACCGCCACCUUACCAGUGCGGGGCCACCUUUGUGGACAAGUUCCCCUUGGACGAGGCAGACCCGCGCAACACCAGCAUUGCUGCCUUGCGGAUGAAGGCCAAGGAGCACAUCCAGUCCAUCGGCAAACCUUGGCAGACAAUCUGA